UGCAUCUACACACAUCCAUACGGGUGUACCACAGAUAUUGCUCUAAAGAACACCAGUUCUUCAUUCUCACUUGCUCUUACCCGUUUCUUUUAUAUCAACAGGUUCAACAAACUGGCGCCAAUGUUCAUUGAUCCAAAUUACAAACGAUUCUACAAGAUUGGUGAUUACCCGCCUCCAUUUGGUGUGAGGUCCCAAGAAAAUCUCAUAGAUAUUCUUCUGUCAGCCACUCAGAACUACGGCCUUGGGGAGGAUCUUGACAGUUUGGAUUGUAAGACUCUCAGCACUGAUGGGUUCUGGAAGUCGGUGGCCAAGAGCGUUCCAAGGGAGGCCAGCGACAUGCGCAUCCUGAACCCCUACUUCAUCCAGGAGGCCUCCUUCAAGCUGAUUGGCUUACCUCACAACCACGGACAGAUGGGCCGAGGGAAUAUACCAACCCUGGGGACAGUUGCCAUAACGAUGGCCCUUCACAACUGUGAUGAGGUAGCCGUGGCUGGAUUUGGCUACAACAUGAGCACCCCCCACGCCCCUCUGCAUUACUAUGAGAAGAUCAGGAUGUCAGCUAUCAAAGAGUCCUGGACUCACAACAUAUCGAAAGAGAAGGAGUUCCUGCUGAAGCUGGUGAAGGCUGGAGUCAUCCAGGACAGGACCAACGGGAUCUGUGGAGCAGGAUGCUGAUGCUCUCAUCUGCAAGACUUGUGAAUGCAGCGCACCUCUACCUGCUCUGUACCCUGAAGAGAGAAGGCUCUCAGCAGAGAGCAGCAGCUGUCACACUGUGGUCAGUGCAGAGAGACCAGAACACACUGUCCUGCUGCUGUAUUGAAAUAUUUCAAGCAAUAUGCCUCUGUUUCAAGCUCCUCUUAGCCGCAGGUUAGUGCAUAUUUACUGGAAUGUGGUGCCCCGGCUCAGGUAUAUCUUCCGUUUUGGGGACCAGCACCUAGAUCUGCUGCAGGCUGAGGAGACGAGGAUAGGAUGAAGAGAUGUUGGGUUCAAAACAUUGAGCAUGUGCCAAGUAUAACUCUACAAGUGUCCUUCUGCUCACAGAUCUGAAUGUAAGUUGCAUUAAACAUAUAGUCGCAUAUUUAUCCUCCAGUUUCAGUCGACUCAACCGUCCUGGACCAUGUGUCAGAGCGACGUGGCAAUCAUUUCAUUGAGUCGCUCAGAUUUAGCAUGAGGCUAAUAAGCUGCCUUUUUUCACGAACAUCACAUUCCCUCCACAGACGCUGAAGAGUUACGUGAUGUUUGUUCUUUAGCAAUAUACUGCAAUCCCUACAGACUCAGCCUGACAUUAAGCUUCCAUUUCUGAAGAGGGAAAUUCACUUGUGAAUGUAAACAAAGGUGCAAUCGAACUACGCUAAUAUUUAUAAUAUGAUGCUUAUCAUGUGUUACUGAUUUAACCUUUUAAACACUAUGGAAGUGUGUAAUCAACUGUUACAUUGUGUUUUCGUUCCUUAUAUCAAUAAUGGCUACUCUACAGAGAUAUAAACAUAAUCGAUAUGCGCUUUCACACCGCAGUACUUUUCCCAUUUUAGUUCCGAUAUAGUUCCGAAAUGUCGCAUUCACACCAAAAAAA
Notothenia coriiceps (black rockcod) is the source of this 1570-nucleotide messenger RNA. RefSeq names its product CMP-N-acetylneuraminate-beta-1,4-galactoside alpha-2,3-sialyltransferase-like. The annotation marks the transcript as partial. Gene Ontology annotation, molecular function: sialyltransferase activity. The transcript has 7 exons. Lineage: Eukaryota; Metazoa; Chordata; Actinopteri; Perciformes; Nototheniidae. The record is from RefSeq and is a predicted model, not a curated record.